Hydra vulgaris (swiftwater hydra) is the source of this 2276-nucleotide messenger RNA. RefSeq names its product RNA polymerase-associated protein RTF1 homolog. Gene Ontology annotation, molecular function: RNA polymerase II C-terminal domain phosphoserine binding; DNA binding. NCBI's taxonomy places the organism in Eukaryota, Metazoa, Cnidaria, Hydrozoa, Anthoathecata, Hydridae. The record is from RefSeq and is a predicted model, not a curated record. Gene Ontology annotation, cellular component: Cdc73/Paf1 complex.
AGUUUGUAAAAUAAAAAAAUGGCUUUUUCACGAAAGCGUGCACUAAUUGAGUCAGAUGAAAGCAGUAGUGAUGGUGAUGAUUUAGAGCAACAAUUAUUAAAUCUUUCAAAGAAGAGUAAGCAAAGUGUUUCAAUAGUUUCUGCUCCUCCUAAAGCAAAUGAUAGUGAUAAAGAUGGGUCUGACUCCUCCACUGAUGAAGAUGAUGAAUGGACCUUACAUUCAGAGGAAAAAAACUCCAAAAAGAAAAGAUUUGACAAAAAAGUAACAGAGAAAAAGAAAGUGUUGUCAGAUCAUGAAGAAGAGGAGGGAGAAAUUGCUGAAGAAGAACCUGAAGAUGGAGAAGUAUCUACUAGUUCAUCUGAUGAUGAUGGUUCUGAUGAAGAUCUACCAGCAUUUGAUGACGGACUAGAUGAAAAUUUGAUUGGUAAUGAAGAAGAUAGAUUAAUGUUAGAACAAAUGACUGAAAAGGAAAGGGAACAGGAACUUUUUAAUAGAAUGGAAAAACGUGAAGCAAUGAAAACUAGACUUGAAAUAGAACAUAAAUUACAUACAGAGCGCAAAAGGAAAAAUAAAAAAGAAAAGGGUAAGGAAAUUUCCUCAUCAUUAAAUGACAAAGCAAAUUACUACAGUAUAGCUUCAAGAAAAGGUAAUCGAAAAAGAAACUUGAUAGAGGAUAAAAAACUAAAAGCUAUGGAUGAGCUCAAGCAGAAAAGAAUUGAAAAAAAAGAAAAACUUGAAAACCAAAGUAAGAGGGAACCAUUAAAUACAAAAGAUGUUUAUUCUGAUGAAGAUGAUGAAGCAGAAGAAACAGAAAAAGUUGAAGCUGCAGCUAGUGACAAAAGCUCUGUUGAACUUGAUUCUGAUGAUGAAGAAGAAAAAGAGGAAGACAAACCAAUCAGUUCCCGAGAACAACUAGAGAUAAUUAGGCUGUCACGUUUUAAACUUGAGAAAUGGGUCCACCUACCUUUUUUUCCACGUGUAGUUACAGGAUGCUUUGUGCGUAUGGGAAUUGGAAACCAUGAUGGAAAACCUGUCUAUAGAGUUGGUGAGAUCAUUGGAGUAACAGAAACUCCCAAAGUAUACAACCUUGGAAGCACAAGAACCAAUAAAGGUUUAAAAAUUCGUCAUGGCAUGCAAGAAAAAGUCUUUCGAAUGGAAUAUGUCUCAAAUUCGCAGUUUACAGAGUCAGAGUUUUUAAAAUGGAAGGAAGAGAUGUCUCUAGUAGAGCUUCCUCUUCCUACAGUUUCUCAUAUAAAACGUAAGUCUGAAGAAAUAGCUGAAUCAAAGGGGUAUUCAUUUAAAGAAGAUGAUGUCGAAGCGAUUGUUAAAGAAAAGAAUCGGUUUCGAAAAAAUCCAUUUAAUUAUGCUUCUACAAAAAAUACAUUAAUAAGAGAAAAGGAGUUAGCUGAACAAGCUGGAAAUACAGUUGAGUUGGCAAAAGUUAAAGAAAAAUUAGAAGAGUUAGAAGAACGAGCACAAAUGCUGGAUCGAAAAAGAUCUGGAGCCCUUAACAAUGUCAGCUUCAUUAAUGAAAGAAAUCGAAAAAAAAAUGUGUAUGAUGCUGAGAAGGCUUGUGUAGAAGAGGGUAAAUUGAAGAAAAAUGAAUCUGACAACCCAUUUACACGAAGAAAAACUUUACCUUUUAUGAUCAUGAAAAAGGCUGUGGCAGGUUCUGCUUCUCCUGGAGAUAAGCAAAAAGAUGUUUUGGAUACCUCUCAAAAGAAUGGUUCAGAUACCUCUACAACUCAUGAUUCUACUCAAAACAAUGAAACAGUUCAUUCAAAAGAAAAGACGCUUGAAACACUAUUAUUUGCACCAACCAUAAAUAAACAUUCCACUCGGACAUCAAAUGAAACCACAAAUAAGGUUUCUGCUCGAACUUCACAUGAAAACGAAGACCCUGAUAUGUUUUCUGUGCAUGAUUUUGAUGUUCAGAUUGAUCUUCCAAUCCCAGCGUCACGUGGUAUAUCUCUAACACAAACAAAACCACCUACUUUUCAGCGGGAAAAUUUUUCAAGAAAAUCGCUUAAUCUUGACGAAUAUAAAAAAAGGAAAGGACUUAUGUGAGUAGAUAUUAAAGUUGGAAAUGAUGAUGCAGUUAAAAAGAUUUGACGUCUCAGUGAGCUCCAAGAAAGACAGAUUUUCUUUACGGAAACAGUUUGAAUCAAAAAUCAAUCGCGGUGUAUUUCCUUACCUACUCGAAACAAUUUUAAAAUGGUUUGCAAACUAAAAACUUGUAUAUUUAUAUUAUAUUUUUAAAUAAAGGUUAACAAUUA